AAUAAUAAUAAUAGCAGCAGCAGCAGGAGUAGAGCCAAACUCGAACAAAAGCAAUAACAAAAUGGAGCAAGAAGCUACAGCGUCAACAACUUCUCGCAUAACCUCCUCAUCUCCACCAUGCAAAACACCAAACCCUAAUUAAAUUCUUUUUACUUGCUUUGCCUACCGCAUUAAUUUUUCUACAUUUUCUCUCUCUGCUUCUAUCUGCUCUUCUACUCUUUCCUGAUCUCUUCCGGUGCGAUUGGAUCUGAGUGAGUUAUUUUACCAAUCCCACUUGGUUCCUUCAAUCCGGAAGAGAAAUUCCCAAUUGUUAGUUUUUUGUUUUUAAGAUCCGUACAAUAAUUUUGUUUCUAUAUUUUUUCCGCUUGUUCUCGUCGAUUGAAGAAGUAUUUAGGGUUUGUAACCUGAAUUUGGAGAAUUUUUUGAGCAAUUUAGGUGUUCUUGGCGAUAAAAUCAGUUAGGGGGUUGUGUUUUGACUUUUGAUUUCAUCGCUAGAUUAGGGGUUUGUUCUCUUUUGGUUUAGUAUUCUUUGAUUGAAGUAGGAUUGAGAGUCUGCUGGGGUGAUAGAAGGAGGAAUUGCGACCAGCCAAUGCCAUAUUUUUUGGAUUGGUGUUCGACGAAUUUUUCGGUGAUUUUUGCAAUACCGAAAAAGUUUAUAGCUUGAGCUUUUCGAUGUCUUGGGCAGGCCCGGAAGAUAUCUACCUUUCUACUUCUCUUGCUAGCUAUCUUGAUAAGAAGCUACUUGUGCUUCUGCGGGAUGGCCGGAAGCUCCUGGGAAUACUUCGUUCUUUUGACCAAUUUGCGAACGCUGUACUUGAGGGUGCAUGUGAAAGAGUUAUUGUUGGUGAUCUCUAUUGCGACAUUCCUUUAGGUCUAUACGUUAUUCGAGGCGAGAAUGUCGUUUUGAUUGGAGAGCUGAAUUUGGAGAGGGAGGAACUUCCGUCACAUAUGACUCGUGUUUCAGCUGCUGAAAUUAGAAGGGCACAGAAAGCUGAAAGGGAGGCUACAGAUCUAAAAGGCACAAUGAGGAAGAGAAUGGAGUUCCUUGAUUUGGAUUAGUGCAUCCCUGCAACUAGGCUAUAUGGUCCGCACAUAUUUUAGCGGUCAGUUGGUUUAGGGAUUUGAUGGCCUUCCAUUUCCUCUAAAAUUUCUGUAACAUUUUUCAAAGAAAUGUAUUUGAUAAAUUGAAUUAGAGCUUGAUUCUGUGAAAUUUCUAUUCAAGUUUAGCUUUUGGCAGAUUUAUUUGAUUUCUAAGCUGUAAUGGCUCUGUAUGCGCAAUCAAGAAAAAUUAGAAUAGCUGCUUCCACA
This is a messenger RNA of Jatropha curcas, 1308 nucleotides long. RefSeq names its product Small nuclear ribonucleoprotein family protein (gene LSM1B). Gene Ontology annotation, cellular component: P-body; Lsm1-7-Pat1 complex. Gene Ontology annotation, biological process: deadenylation-dependent decapping of nuclear-transcribed mRNA. The record is from RefSeq and is a predicted model, not a curated record. NCBI's taxonomy places the organism in Eukaryota, Viridiplantae, Streptophyta, Magnoliopsida, Malpighiales, Euphorbiaceae. Gene Ontology annotation, molecular function: mRNA binding.